UUUACUUGUGGUUUACUUAUAAGAAGAUCAGAGAGAGAGAGAGAAUUGAUUGAUGAUCGAUCUCGAGGUGAGUGAGUAAGUAGGAGGAUCGGAGCUAGCUAGCUAGCUAGGAGGAUGGAAGAUGAUCAAAGAAGGAAGGAAGGAGAGGAAAGCGGGGGGGCGGUUUUGCCGGGUUUCAGGUUUCAUCCGACAGACGAAGAGCUGGUCGGGUUUUACUUGAAGAAGAAGGUUCUAGACAAACCUCUCUCCAUUGAGCUCAUCAAGCAGCUUGACAUCUACAAAUAUGAUCCUUGGGAUCUUCCUAAAUUGGCGGGAACAGGAGAGAAAGAAUGGUACUUUUACUGCCCGAGGGACAGGAAGUACAGGAACAGCGUGAGGCCGAACCGGGUGACCAAGGACGGGUUUUGGAAGGCGACCGGAACCGACCGGCCGAUCUACUCUUCGAGCGACGACUCGAAAUGCAUCGGGCUGAAGAAAUCGCUGGUUUUCUACCGAGGGCGCGCCGCCAAAGGGAGUAAAACUGAUUGGAUGAUGCACGAGUUCCGGCUGCCGCCGCUCUCCGGCGACCUUCCCUCCCACAAGAGGGAAGCAUGGGCAAUAUGUAGGAUAUUCAAGAAAGUAAACCCCAAUGUAACAAGGGCACUAUCUCAACAAUGGGCUGCAUUUUCACCUGCAACUCCCCAAAAUACCCUCCAUGAAUUGCAAACCCUAGAGGACCACAACAACAACAUUAACCAUGAUGAUGAUCCCCCUCCCACCCUCUUGUUCCAUUGCGCCACCACCAACACCGGCGUCAAAUGCUCGCCGGAGAUCCCCUCCGCCGCUCACCCCCUCCCCCACGAGGGCCCCUCCUCCGCCGCCAGCUACAGUGCACUAUUCCAUUCAUCCCCAUUCACACAUUACUUCAACAACCAAACACUCCCUUCUUACCCCAUCAUCACCCACACCAACACAACUACUAAUGACCCCUCCUCCUUGUUCCUAGAGUUGACGAGUCAUGCCUGCGGCGGCGGGAUGAUCGGCAACCAGCUCCCGGUGGCGGUGCCGCCUGAGAAUGACGUGGCGGAGGGGAAAAUGCCGGUGGCGGGGGGGAAGGAAUCCUCAUCACCAAAUAUAAUUGAUGAGUCCAUCAGGAUCUGGCAAGAAACCCCGCAUGGGUUUGUCCGCAUGGCGCAUGCGUCAGAUGUUGCCUCCGCAUUAAAUGAUCGUACAACCGUCAUAAUUUGCAGUUGGUCACCGAGUUGAUGACCCAACCUCGAGCGGGUCUUGUUCGGUAGUAGUUGAGUGAAUGCAUAGUGAUGAUCUUCCCAAGCCUUGCCCGACCUCGAGGGUCCGUCGAGUCUAGGCGCGCUCGGUCCCGAAGAUUGGUCGGGUCAGAGCUUGAGAGAGGCGCGCCUGGUGAGGGCUUCAUGGGCCGCCUGGACUUCUUCGCCAUGGUCCCUUGUCCUACAUCGGGUGGGCCUUUAUCCCACCACAUACCAUCCCUCGGAUUCAUUUGAAAUCUAUGGGCGAAACAAAUGUAAAACGGAUUAAAUUCAGUGUAGUUAU
Molecule: messenger RNA, 1548 nt
Organism: Cuscuta campestris
Lineage: Eukaryota; Viridiplantae; Streptophyta; Magnoliopsida; Solanales; Convolvulaceae
Source: the annotation of a GenBank genome assembly